AGGCAAUUCCUCCUCAUAGAUCAGUCUUUCACUGGACCUAGAUAAUUAACCUCUUAUGGCCAUCUUCUGACUGAGGUAACAUUUGCUAUUAUAAGAGGCAGCACAGGAUGUGGGAACAAGACCAAGGCCUGGAAUCAUUUUGGUGAUGGUUUGGAGAUCAAGAGGAUCUGGAAAAUUGACCAUCAGUAUGGAAGCUAGCCUUCUCAAGGAAGCAUCUCAAAAGCCUAAGGCAACACCAGACAGAUCCAAGGAAAUGAGUCAAGAUCCACCUGAGCAGAACAUCGAGAGGAAAAGGAAGAAAGGAGAUGAACCUGGACAGCAUGUCACAGUAAAGAAAAGUAAAAAGCUAACAGAAUAUUUUGUAGACCCAGAAGUUGAGGAAAAAAUUGAAACAUGUCUGCCCAAGAAGAGGAAGCGAAGAAAGAAGAUCUCUGACAUUCUGCUAAGCUCAACUCCAAAACCUGCUGCCCCAGCUGAUUUACAGAAUAUGAUCGCUCAAUAUUUCAAAAAUGACCGGUCUAUAAUAGAACUCGAGGAACUGAAACUGCCAGAUUCUUGCUUUCUUCAGAGCAAUGACCUCACUCACACCCUGUCCUCCUAUCUGAAGCAGGUUUGUCCUAAGUGGAUGAAGCUGUGUAAGAAUCACACAGAGAAGAAAUCUGCACUGAUGUUGAUAGUAUGCAGCUCUGCUCUCCGAGCUCUUGAAAUGAUCAGACUGAUUGCAGCUUUUAAAGGUGACUGUAAGACUCUAAAAUUAUUUGCAAAGCAUAUAAAGGUAGAAGACCAGAUAAAAUGGCUUGCCAAGGGGGUGAUACACCUUGGUGUAGGAACACCAGGCCGGAUUAGAAGCCUCAUAGAGCAAGAUGGACUCAGUGUAUGGUCCCUGAAGUAUGUAAUCCUUGAUUGGAAUUGGCGUGAUCAGAAGCUUAGAAGAUUAAUGGAUAUUCCAGAGGUGAAACAGGAAACACUGAAGCUGCUGGAAACAAGUAUCAUCCCUGCCUGUAAAAGUGGAUCCGUAAAAGUGGGUCUCUUUUAAGACCAGUUAUUCGACACCAAAGAUCAACCCUGUUUGUUAGCUCCCUCCCAUAUUGAAGCAGACAGCACAAUGUUUUGUUAUUAUGAGUUGCAUACUUAAUGCUGAAUUUAAUAAAAUGUGUAACAUUCUUAA
This is a messenger RNA of Rhincodon typus (whale shark), 1168 nucleotides long. RefSeq names its product cms1 ribosomal small subunit homolog (gene cmss1). Gene Ontology annotation, cellular component: 90S preribosome; nucleus. The transcript is spliced from 11 exons. The record is from RefSeq and is a predicted model, not a curated record. Bases 146 to 1036 code for a protein of 296 amino acids. NCBI's taxonomy places the organism in Eukaryota, Metazoa, Chordata, Chondrichthyes, Orectolobiformes, Rhincodontidae.